AUGUCUGGCUGUCUUGCCAACUCACUGUGCAUCACGCACGCCGACUCGCGCUGGUGGCCAAUUGAAGGCGGCUGCAUCCCCGGCGCACAGCUUCUUUUCCCAGGCGACCCUGCCGAUUCUUGCCAAUUGACCAAUCGUCACUCGCGACGCCGUCUUUCCCCAGCUCCUUCCACGCCCCUUCCCUUCUUCUCUGCCUCGGGUCUAGCGUCUACCGCCGGCUCUGGUGGUGACAACAGGGGCACAUCAUACCCGGACCGAACUAGCGUGGGUCUGUUGUUGCCGUUGCCGCCCGGUGCUGCUGCCGCUGCUUCUGCUGCUGUUGCAGCGCCUCCUGCUAUCAUCGAGGUAGAGGCAGAGGCGCCCUAUGCUGCUGACGGGUCGCCAGCCAGCCAGUCGCCCAGGCCGCCGGCGGCAAGCAGGCUGGUAGGCAUGAUGGAACUGGUGGAGAUGGCGAGCACCCAGCAGUCCAAGUCUGGCUACGUACCAUGGCCAUGGCCCAUGUCUGUCUGGAGGCGCCUGCAGCUGCAGGUUGCAACGGCUCUGCCUCUCAGGUCGAACCCAGUGCCGCCCACAUUGCUGCCUUUCUGGGAAAGCGCUACCUCAUUGAACAAUGACAUUCAUGAAUAA
This is a messenger RNA of Microdochium trichocladiopsis, 627 nucleotides long. RefSeq lists its product as uncharacterized. The record is from RefSeq and is a predicted model, not a curated record. Lineage: Eukaryota; Fungi; Ascomycota; Sordariomycetes; Xylariales; Microdochiaceae. Bases 1 to 627 code for a protein of 208 amino acids. The transcript has 2 exons.